Molecule: messenger RNA, 1514 nt
Organism: Sceloporus undulatus (fence lizard)
Lineage: Eukaryota; Metazoa; Chordata; Lepidosauria; Squamata; Phrynosomatidae
Product: unconventional myosin-IXb-like
Exons: 8
Coding region: 97-798 (233 amino acids)
Biological process (GO): intracellular signal transduction
Molecular function (GO): GTPase activator activity; microfilament motor activity
Source: RefSeq, a predicted model, not a curated record
UUCCCAGACCCAAACGUGGUGCGACUGGAGAACUAUCCCAUCCACACCAUCACAGGAAUUUUGAAACAGUGGUUGAGGGAAUUGCCAGAGCCUCUCAUGACAUUUGCCCAAUACAGUGACUUCCUUCGGGCAGUCGAGCUUCCUGGGAAGCAGGAGCAGCUCUGUGCCAUUUACAGUGUCCUCGAACAACUCCCUCGAGCCAGCCACGAUACCCUGGAGCGGCUCAUCUUCCACCUGGUCAAGGUCGCCUUGCUAGAAGAGACCAACCGCAUGUCGCCCAAUGCCCUGGCCAUUGUCUUUGCCCCCUGCCUCCUGCGCUGCCCGGACAACUCCGACCCUCUCACCAGCAUGAAGGAUGUCUCCAAAACUACCAUAUGUGUGGAGAUGAUCAUCAAGGAACAGAUGAGGAAGUACAAGCUGAAAAUGGAGGAGAUCUCCCAGCUGGAGGCAGCGGAGAGCAUUGCCUUCCGCCGGCUUUCGUUGCUUCGGCAGAACACACUGUGGCCCGUAAAACUGGGGUUUUCUUCUCCCCGAGAGGGAGUACGGAAAACCCCGCAGGACACAGCACCCGACAGUGGCACCUCCCCUAAACUGGGAUUUCUUCCAGAGGAGGAAGAGGAGGAAGCAGAUAAUCGAGAGAAGGAGCUCCUGAUGGAACGGAUCCAGUCGCUGAAGGAGGAGAAGGAAGACCUCACGUACCGGCUGCCAGAGCUGGACCAGCGGGGCUCCGAUGAGGAGAACCUUGACUCGGAGACAUCAGCCAGCACUGAGAGCCUGCUGGAGGAUCGUGUGGGAUGACAGGACCACACAGGUCAGUAUGGAGGAAGAGGCAAGCCUCCCCAUCCUUUUCAGUGCCUCACUCCUCCACCAAAAAUGUGUGACUGGAUCACCAAGCAUUCUGCCUCCACCUGCCACUGCAAACCCCUCUCUUGCCUGUGUAGCUGUGAGGGGCUGGCCAUCCUCUGCAGCUGCUCAAGGGAAGGUUGCUCUGGCAAAACCUGGGAGAUGUCCACAGCCAAAUUCAACCCAUGCCUCAGGAUUGAAACACUGACAGGCUGUUCCCUUCUAUGCCCCACCUGGACAGAGGACCACUUCUCCUUCCCAGCACCAUGGUCGCUUGACUCAAAGUGAACUUGUCAAGCAGCCAGAUGGCUGUGUCUGGUUCAAGAACAGUUGGACAAGGGAAAGCUUUGGAUCCUUCUCCUUCGUGUUUUUCUUCCAUACCCCCAUAAUUAGCCCAAAGGAAUCAUGGUGGCUGCAACAGACAUUUCACAUGGUGGUCAGACAGGAGCCUUCUGGCACUUCUCUGGGCUGCUGAACUCCAAGGCUGACCUCCUAGUAAAUGGUAACAAUUCUGACCCAUCACCAUCUUUCUGCUCAGAGGCUUGGAAGGGCUCCCCACCUCUCCAAACAAUUCCACUCAUUGUGCCUUCCCCAUGUUUAGCUGCAGAGGCCUCCGCUAGGACCAAAAGGAGCCUCAAGGUACACUGUACAUUCCUGCUUUAAAGCUCUGU